AUGGACGCCUGCGAAAUCCGGGCGCCCGGGGCAGUGCUGCUCCGGAAAUCUGACCUGCCGGCGGAGAAGAAUUACACUAACGGCCAUGCUGAUGCCGCGGUGAAGCGCAAGGUAGCCGCGAUGCCAGCAGCGGCACCUACUACUCCGAGGAGGCACCCAUCGCCGAAUGCCGGCGGUCGGGCGUCGUCUCCGACGCCGGCUGGGUCACAGGCGAAGAGGUCCCAGUCCACCGAACGGCGGCCGGCGACUCCGUCGAGGGCGUCUUCCGGCGGCUCGCGGCCGACUACCCCGUCCAGAAUCUCUGCCCCGGCGUUGCCAUCGUCUGCGCCUUCCAGCCCAUCCUCCUCAUCCUCCAGCUCGUCGACACCGGUGCGUGAUGCCGUUUCUGAAACGCAAAGCGCCCCGAGGAGGUUGUCGGCUGGCCGGGCUCCUGAUGGGUUGUGGCCUUCAAUGCGGAGUCUGUCUUCUUCUUUCCAGCCCGAAUCAAAGGGGAAAAGGAUUUCCAGUAGCUCUUCUACAGAUCAGGCCAAGACGAGGGAUGCAGCACCAGCUGAUAGGAAGAGGAGCCCAUUGAGAGGGAGAGCUACUCCUGAGCAAUCGGAGAAUCCACAUGCCAAGGUUAUUGAUCAUCAUCGCUGGCCUGCUAUGAUGGGGGGCAAGGUGUCUGCAAGCACAAUGUCCAAGAGCAUGGAUCUCACUGAUAAGAUCAGUAGGUCUACUCUUCCAUCAGUUCCGUCACGUGGGGUUUCACCGAAGCGAACUACAAUGUCCUCCGCUGCAAAUACCUUGUCAAGAAGUAUUGAUCUUGCUGAUAAAAUUGACCGGCUGGUCUCUUCGUCAAUGUCAUCACAAGGGGGAUCACCAAAAAAGUCACCUUCUUCAAAUGGUGCAGAUGAUGUGUCCAGAAAGGUCGGUGUUCGUAAAGAUCUCAAACUUUCAUCCUUGGCAAUUUCAUCAAGAAGGGUGUCACCAAUAACAACAGCUGCAUCAGAUGGCACUAGGACCCUAUCAGAAAGCAUGGAUCUUACUGAAAAGGAUAACAGUACACUCUCCUCAUCAGUUUCAUCACCCAGCAUUUCACCAAGUGUGUCUAAUGCUGCAUCGCAGACUACUACAAAAUCAUCCGAGAGAUUAAUUGGACCUGUUUCCAACCUGUCUUCAUCGAGAGGACUUUCACCUAGAAGAACAACUUCUGGUGGCAUUGCUGCUUUAAUGAAAAAUGUUGAUUUUCAGCCUGAAAAAGAUAGGAGACCAUCUUCAUCAAGAGGGGUUUCGCCAAGAAGGCGAUUUGCCUCUGAUGGUGUUAAUGAUAUUGUGAAAAAUAUGGAUUUUGCUGAAAAGGAUAGCACAGUAGUCAGCCUGUCAAUUCCAUCUCGAGGGGUUUCUCCAAGGAGAAGACUUGCCUCUGAUGGUGUUGAUACUAUAUCAAGGAGCUCGGAGUUUUCUGGAAAGGAUAACAGGCCAUCCACCUCAUCUUCCACAUCACGUGGGAAUGGGAUGUCUCCACGAAGAAGGCUUGCUUCUGAUGGCAUAAGUGCUGUAACCAAAGGCAUGGACUUUGGUGAUAACGCUAACAGACCAUCAACCUCUUCAGCAGUAUCACGAGGGAUUUCACCAAGACUUCAAUUAGCCUCUGAUGGUGUUGGCACUGUAUCAAAAGGCACAGGUCUUUCUGAUGGACUGAACAGGCCAUCAACCUCAUAUGCAACACCACGAGGUAUGUCACCACGACGCAGGGUUGCAUCUGAUGCUAGCAAUGCGACUUCAGAAAGGAUCAAGUUCACCGAAAAGGAUUCCGGAACUGUGUCCUCUUCAGUUGCACCUAGAGGGGUCUCAACAUUAAGACGACUUGCCUCUGAUGAUGUUGAAACUAUAUCAAAAAGUAUGGAUCUCGUUGAGAAAGAUACUAGACCUACUACCUCAUCAGCUGCAUCACGAGGGCUUUCACCAAGAAGGCGACUUUCCUCAGAUGGUGUCAAUAUGAUUCCAAAGAGCAUGGAUCUUGUUGAAAACAAUAACAAACUUGUCACCAUGUCAGCUGCAGCACGAGGGGUUUCACCAAGAAGACGGCUCGCCUCAGAUGGUGUCAAUGUGAUAUCAAAGAGCAUUGAUCUUGUUGAAAACAGUAACAAACCCUUAGCCAUGUCAGCUGCAGCACGAGGGGCUUCACCAAGAAGACGGCUCUCCUCGGAUGGUACAUCAAAGAGCACAAACAUUACUGAAAAAAGUAUCAGACCUUCAACAUCGUCAAUGUCAUCACGAGGGAUGUCACCAAGAAGACGGCUGGCCUCUGAUGGUAUCAAUGCUGUAUUGAACACAGAAUUUGCUGACAAAAACUGUAGACCAUCUUCCUCAUCAACUGCUUUACGAGGGGUUUCUCCCAGAAGCAGGUCUGCCUCUAAUACCAUAUCAACAGGCAUGACUUCUGCUGAAAAAGACAGCAGACCGUCCACAGCAUCAAGUGCGUCAUGUCAGACUCUGCAGAGCAGUAGGCUUGAAUCUGAUGGUGUUAAUACCCUAUCAAAAGAUGUGGAGAUCUCAUCGACUGUAUCUGGUUGCACUUCAGACAGUAGACUUGAUGGCACUGGUGCUCUAGUAAAAAGCAUAGAUGUCACUGAGAAACUUAUUGUGUCAACGGAUGAUGAUGGUGAUGGUGACGAUCCAGGAAGAAUGAAUUCUAGUGACAUAGUUACUAGUGCAGUCUCAUCAUCCCUUGCAUCUCAAGAGGUAUCACCAAGACCUGUUACUGAUGACGUUAAGAAUGCAUCAGAGAAUGUUGAUGCAACUCAAAAAGGUAACAGAGCAUUAUCGGUGAAGGUUCCAUCUCGAGGAGCUUCUCCAAGAAGGCGACUUGCAUCCGAUGGUAUUGAUACUAUAUCUAAAAGCAUGGAUUUUGCUGAGAAAGAUAAGAAAACCAUGACAGUGUCAGUUCCAUCACGUGGAAUGUCACCAAGAAGAACAGCGAGAUCUGACAGUGCUAAUAUAAUAUCAAAAAGUAUGGAUUUUGCUGAUAAAUGUAAUGGACCAAUAUCUUCAAUGGUUCCUUCACGAGUGUUUUCUACAAGAAGAGUACUAGGACCGGAUGGUGCUAAUGCCAUGUCAAGAAGCAUGGAUCUAACUGAUAAAAUUAGACAGCAAAUAUCUUCAACUGUGCAAUCAUCCAGAGCUUCACCAAGGAAAAUACCUCCUGCUUAUAACAGAAUAAAAGGCCCUGAAGUUUUAUCAGGUGGUGUUGAGAGCCCUGGUUCUGCUGAUGGAAAUGAAAGUCAAGAGGAGAAUACCAGUUCAAGUCCAGAUGCACCUUCAAAUAAUUCUAAAAAAUCUACACCUCCAAAGCAGCUAGCUAGGAGAUCACCUUCGCCAUCACGUAUUUUAAUACGCCCUUCAUCACCAUCCAAUGCUUCAUCGACACCAUCAUUUGCCUCUAGGAGAUUACCAAGCCCAUCAAGGACUAGACCCUCAACACCUGUCUCACCAUGUAGUUCUGCCAGAUCUGAUUCAGCCUCUUCAAUUCUUAGCUACAUUGGUGAUGCUACAAGAGGGAAGAAGAGCCCAGCUCACAUGGAAGAUGCCCAUCAGUUGCGCCUCCUGCAUAAUAGAAACUUACAAUGGCGUUUUACCAAUUCUUAUGUUGAUGAAAUGCUGUCAAUUCAGAAAAUAAAUGCUGAGACUAUGUUGUACAGUAUAUGGGAUGCUAACUCAAGGAUGUGUGACUCUAUGGUUAUGAAAAGGAGCUAUGUACAAAGACUAAGGCAAGAGGUCAAAUUGGGAAUAGUGUUGAAGGAGCAAAUGGAUUACCUUGAUCACUGGGCAGCGCUGCAAACAGAGUAUUCUUCUUCUUUAUCCAGCGCAACUGAAGCUCUUAAAGCAAGCACAUUGCGUCUUCCAGUUUCAGGAGGAGCUAAGGCCGAUGUACUUACUGUCAAGAAUGCUGUCAGCUCAGCAGUUGACAUUAUGCAAGCAAUGGGGUCAUCCGUUUGCCAUUUGCUAUCAAAGUUACAGGCUUCACACUCUCUGGUUACAGAACUUUCAGCUGUUGCUGCUAAAGAAAGUACCUUACUCAAUGAGUACAGAGAACUCUUAGCAACAGCAGCAGCACUACAGAUUGCCAUCACCUUAGAAUUAGAGAUUCCAGUGCUGGUCCCAAAUCCAAGCAAGGGACGACCAGAAACUUCUAACCGACACUACAGAGUAGAUGACAGCAAGUUGUUUUCGCUAUUGCUCUCAUUUGCAUGUGCUAUGCUGCUGCACAUGCAAGAGUUCGCCAUUCUGUGCUGCUUUUUGUUGCAUGUUGUGCCACGGCCGCUUUCUGUAAAUUAUGAUCGGUACUAG
Molecule: messenger RNA, 4332 nt
Organism: Miscanthus lutarioriparius
Lineage: Eukaryota; Viridiplantae; Streptophyta; Magnoliopsida; Poales; Poaceae
Source: the annotation of a GenBank genome assembly